This is a messenger RNA of Pungitius pungitius (ninespine stickleback), 5235 nucleotides long. It is a transcript of the gene cfap74, whose product is annotated as cilia and flagella associated protein 74. Bases 117 to 5102 code for a protein of 1661 amino acids. The record is from RefSeq and is a predicted model, not a curated record. The transcript is spliced from 39 exons. Lineage: Eukaryota; Metazoa; Chordata; Actinopteri; Perciformes; Gasterosteidae.
CAAACACGGCGGAUUCACUUUCGCAGUGACAAAAAGUACUAAAUAUAAUGUAUGUAAACAUGUAAUGUAUACAAAUAUCUUGCCAGGAGGUGGAUAUUCUUAACGCGCAAGGUAAAAUGGACGUUGAAGAAAGUCCAUCUGACGUGGCGUCCGACAGGUGUGGACUGCCAAGUGUCCACCUCAGCACUGAUGAGGACAGUGAUGAUUUUUCAUGCCAAGAGACCUUUAACGAAGAAGAGCCGGCCUUCCCUCCUGAUUUGGAGUGGUUAGAGGAGUUGUAUAAAGAUGACCAUGAUGAUGUUGACGGCGAUGGUGACCUUGCGGUCGCGGCCGUGGAUGGCAGGAAGAGGCGUUAUGCCGAGACAGCACGGAUGUUCAAGCUGAGACGAAACCUGGACCAGCUGGACUGCUUUCACCGACAGAAGGAGCAUGACGUGCUGAAAGCCAGGGAUGAGCUUAAACUCUGUCGUCAGAACAUUAAAAGUUUGGUGGAGCACAGGGAUAACUUGGAGAGAGAGAUAGAACGUCAGAGAGCAGCACACGACAGUGUGGCUGUGUUUCGUUUGCGAUCCCAACACAAACAUUUGUGUCAAGAGCUUCAGAGUGAGGAGGAACUGGAGGGCCACAUCAACACCGGGCUGAAGCAGCAAGAACUUGUGCUGAGGGAGGUUGAGGUGGAGCUUGGCAGGUUCUCCUCGCUCCGGCACGAGGUGCAGGAGGAGCAGCGACUCUUCCAGGCCCAUAAGAACCAGAAGACAUCGACAAGGCUGCAGCGGGAGAGGAAAGCCAGCCAGAACCUGCAGUUCAAGAUGCAGCAUCUCAAGCAGAAACAGGCAGCCGCGCUGAAGAAAGAGGAGGCUGGAUGUCAGACGAAAAUUGAAGAGGGACGGGCAAACCGCAAGACAGCUGCCAAGUACCUGAAAGAGACCAUAAGAAGGAUGCAGCAGCAGGAGGCUGAGAAGCAGCAGCAGAGGAGGGAGUUCCUGGAAAAGAGGAUUCAAGCUGUCAACUCACUGAAAUCUAACAUAGCAGCCACCCAAGAGAGCUUACGGGUGCAGCAAAGCAGAGCCAGGGCAAAUGCCCAGAAGGAAGAGGUGCGACAGAGACAACUAAGAGAAUCCCUUGAGGCCCGAGGAAUCAACAGUACCAAGCAUAUGUACCAACAGAAACAACUAGAGGAGAUAAAACGAAAACAAGCGGAAUUCGAGGAGAGGCAGAAGUCAAAGAGAGUGGAGAUUGUGGCAAAAAUCCUUCAGGAGGAGCAGCAGGUAAAGAGCAGAAAGAGACACCAGGCACUGCUGCCCAAACCCUCAACCUGUGACAAAACCCCGCGCGCAGGGAGAGCAGGAGAGGAGCUCCUCCGCUACCUGGCUCCCAGGCCGCCGUCGGCCCCCGAAGAGAGAGCCACACACCAGCUGAUCCGGUUCAGUGACGUCAGCAGCUCGUCGUCAGCCUCCUCUGAUGUUGAGGACCUGGAGGAAACCAGGCAGCGGGACGAGGACCACCAGAGCCUCGCUGGCAGCCUGGCUGAGCCUGAGUUCUCUGGGCUGUGGGACCAGAAUUACGAGAAGCUCCAGAAUGAGAAAAGGCCCAUGGUGCAGACAGAAGUAAAGCAGAAUGAACCGGCACUCAACAUUGCUGCUAAAAAGGUUCAUGGAACAGAGUUGAAAGGUCGUCCGUUCAUCAGUAAACCAGCGGUCAUCUUCUUCAAGGACUUUGAAGUUGGAAUAAUCUAUAAGAAGAAAAUUGUCUUGACUAACGUCAGCUACGUCACCAACCACUGCAAGCUCUUGGGGGUCUCCGCCCGACUGAAAGGCUUCCUCUCUAUCAACUUUGAGCCUCCAGGUUCUUUAUCCACUGGGAUGUCAUGUGACAUGCAGGCUGUUUUUCAACCUACGAUCAACGAGGACUUGGAGGGUGAGGUCCACUUUGUGUCAGCGCUCGGUCCCUUCUCUGUGCCCGUCACAUGCACCAUAAAGAAAUGCGAGCUGGAGGUCGACAGCCAGUUCAUUGACUUCGGGUCGCACGUGGUGGGCCAGACUAUUUCACGGAUCAUCACCUUAACCAACAAGGGGGCCCUUGCCACCCUCUUCAGCUUGGACACCUCCUCGUGUCUCAGUCCAGAAACCAGCCAUGUCCAGGCAUCCAACGUCUCUGCCAACACCUGCCAGGAGAAAAGGAGUCAAGACACAUCGUCUGAGGACCGGAGCAGCUCUGUUUCCAUGGGCACCGUAGAGCUCCAACCAAAGCAAGAGAGGCAGGAGCUCUCUGAGGCUCUGCAGCAGGAGCAGCCCGGGUCCAAGGCUUCGGCUACAGGUGCAGAAAUCAAUCCUGAGGCUUGUGCGUCCAGCGAUGUGCGUGUCCAGAUGAGCCAGAGCCACUCAGACUCCUGUGACCUAAGUCUUGGAAAUGUUCGUGAAGGGGAGAUCGGACCCUUUCAAAGUCUCCAACUGGAAGUUCUUUUCAGUCCAACCAUUCCAGGAAGGGUCAAACUGGACUUCCACAUCAUUUUCUCUGACUCAAUCAGCAAACCAAUACCCAUCCAGGUGAGGGGGGUUGCAGUCAGUGUCCCUGUAUGUGUGGUGCAGCCCAGCAUUGACCUGAAGAUCUGCAUGUUUGACCACCUCUAUCAAGACAGUAUCGUGGUCCAAAGCAGAGCCAGCUCAGCCCUGAGGCUGACCUUUGAGGUGUGCCCGGAAAUGAGAAAACACAUGGAGAUCCUUCCAAAGACUGCUUUCAUCCAGGCCCAAUCCAGCUUUAAUGCCCAACUCAAGUUCCUGCCGAGAAGCUCUUUAUCCAAAGAUGCAGAGAAUCUUUUUGACAGCGAUACAGGAGUCCUGGAGGUCCCGAUGGCCGUCCAAGUAGCCGGCCAGGUGACGCCGGCCCGUUUCACGGUGCAAGCUGUCGUGACCUCGUCAGAGCUGCGGUUCGACCGGACUCUGAUGGACUUUGGCUUCUGUUCCAUCUACCAAUCGGUCAAGAGCAGCGUUCGCCUCACCAACCUGUCCCUGCUGCCUCAGGACUUUGGCUUCCUGACAGUUCCAGAGUUUAUUGAGCUGCAGCCUAAUGAUGGCUUCGGCACUCUGCUCCCACAAGAGACCCUGGAGAUAGAUCUGAUUUUCAGUGCCAAAAAGGCCAAAGAGUACAAUUUCCAGCUCCGCUGCAAAUCAGGAAUUAACAGAGAUGUCCUCCUGUCAUGCCGAGCGGCAGGUGUCCGCCCUCCGCUGCUGCUCUCCCACUCUCUGGUUCAGUUUGGGGCCACGGCCCUAGGGGACCGAUCCACUGCCGUACUUCACCUGAUCAACCCCUCAGCAAGCCACCAGUCCAAAAAAAACACCCCUCCAGUGGGGAAGGGCGCCGUGGCUCCUGCGACCCCCAGGCUCUUCUCCUUCAGCCUGCCCGAGGAUUCAGACAUAAGCAUCGCUCCUUCAGCAGGCCGCCUACUGCCGGGAGAGAGAUGUCUGCUCCAAGUGACGUUCAGGCCCCGACUGCGAGACCAAGACAUCCAAGAGGAGGCGCUGCGUCUCCUCCGGCGAGCCGAGCUGCUCCGCGUGGAGGAGCUGGAGAGGAGCAGACACGCUGAUCAGGAGGCUUUAAAAGAGGUCCCCGUGGUCACCGCUAAAGGGAAGAAGGCAUCUGUGAUCCCAAAGACGAGCCAGGCCUGCGGCGGCCCAAAGACGGACCAACCAACUGAGUCACCAAAUCCAGCAGAGUUGCGGCCAUGGUCGGAGCGGCACGAGGAGGCCAGAGCCUCUCUGCUGCACUCCUUCACUCGCCGCUACAGGGAGAGCACCGUGCCCUGCUUCGUGUCGGACGGAGACCCCCCGGAGGACGAGCCACAGGCCCAGCCCGCGUGGAGUGCCUUCAACACGCUGUACCUCAAGCUGCAGUGUCCUGCUGUCCAGCCCCCCCUAGUGGUCAUAUCCAACAGUGCAAAGAAUAGCAUAGACUUCCAUCAGGUGGCAGUGGGAGAACGAGUGAUCCAGAGGUUUACCGUUCAGAACAUUUCAAGGGAAACUCUGGAUCUGAGGUCAUCGGUGCUGGACGUGCACGGCCCUUUUUCCCUUCUGAAUGCUCUCAGGUGCAUUAGACCCGGAGAAAAACACACUCUGGUUCUGGCCUUCAGUCCGUCUCUGGAGAAAAAGUACUGUGAGAUUUUGGAGGUGUGUAGCCAGAAGAUGACCCUGGAGAUGACUCUGAGUGGGGUGGGCGUGGUCCCCGCCGUCACCUCCUCCCACCCCGGAGGUGUCCUUGACUUUGGCUAUGUGUUGCAGAAGGAGAGCGCCGUGCGUGUCCUGAAGCUGCAAAACAGCUCAGUGGUGGCCGUGGGUUUUCGGGCGCUGCUGGCCAGCCUCUCGCCCUCAAGGCCUCCGGGUGGAGCGGACAGCCUGGCCUCCCUGCUGCGGACUCCCACGGACUCUCCGGUCCAGCCUACUGUCGGAACCCAGAACUUCAGCGGGCUGAGUGUGUUCAGCGCAGUUCCAGCAGAGGGCAGCGUUGCUCCAGGACAAAGCCUCGACAUCGCCGUCACCUUUCGGCCCGACCACCCUUCUGUCAGCUAUUCUGACAGGCUGACCGUAGAGCUCAUGAAUAAGAGCAAAGUGUGCGUGGCGGAUGUGAGGGGGGCAGCUUGUUCACACAACAUGUAUCUGAUGGGAGGAGACGCGCUGACGGUGCCCAUCGAAUCCCUCCUCCCUCCACUGGCAGCCAGACGACCUGCGCUCACAGCAGAGCUGGAGCUGAAGGAGAAGCCCACCACCCCUGUGCUGGUGACCCUUCGGGCCAGCUACACUGCAGGAGUCAUCACACCUGCGGUGAGGGAGCUGCAGGUGGGCUGCAUCGCCACACAGUCCGUGAGGAAGGGCGGUGAGUUUCAGUGGGACAACGCGGCGUCCCUGCAGCAGCUCGGCUUCAGCGUGGAGCCCAGCAAAGGCUCCGUGGAGACGGGCCACAAGCGCACCGUCACCGUCACGUGGGUUCCCCACAGUGGGUACAAGCCCUAUGAGGUGGUGCAGACAUGUUUACCUCUUACCUUGACGGGGGAUGAGACCAAUGUUUACAGAGUCACCCUGAUGGCGUUGGUCUCCACCACGACCGACUGACCUCUACAGGGUCGGGACGCCGGCCAAUUGGAAAUCAUCUCACACGCACUCUGAAAUGUAUGUGGCCAGCAUGAACUAAAAAUUGGAUUAUAUAUGGAUUGUAUUUAAUCACAUCAAUAAAAGAGUUACUGUA